AAUGUUAUGUGCACCUGUGACAGAUGUGAGCCCUCCCAAGUCACCUACCCCUGAUAUGGACCAGCUUACAGUUUCCAACAGCAGCAGCAGUAGUAGCAGCGUGGCAUUGUUGCCUGAUGAACUUGAUACAGACUACAAUCCUUUUGCAAAAGAUUGGGCACAAAACUUUGGUAGUUUCUACCCUAAAAGAGAUUUGGAAGCUGAUGUGGAAUCACUUGAUACCCUGAGUGAUGAUGAAUUGAGUCAAAGCGACAGCGACUUCUAUAUCGUACCAUUACCAGACUGUUUCGAUCCCAUGAAACCCUUGCAGCCAAGAACAUCUGAAGGUGCUGGUUCAAGUGAACCUCACUUGGACACAGAGCUUGGACCAGUGGACAAUAACCAUAACACCAUAGUUAGCAAUAACAACACUGAACAUUCACCUGCAUCUGCAGCAUCUGUGGAUGAACUGAUGACCUGUGCUGAUGUUAACUUUCCUCCGCCUCUCUUGCACCCAACACUGGCAAACACAGACUGCAAUAAAGAAGUGGAAGCUGCAGCAGGAGGCAAAGCGGCUGCCUCCUCUCCGAGUGGUGACAAUAUCAUGCAGCCAUUGCUUGCUCAUUCAGGCAUUUCGGCUGCAGGUGCUGCUGCAGCUGGGGACUGCGUUGAGCCCACUUCUAACAGGAGAGCCCACCACCACCACCACCACCAGCAGCAGCACCACCACCACCACCACCAACAGCAGCUUCAGCAGCAGCGGGAACAUCACCAGCAACAACAGCAGCAGCAACGGGAUCAGCAGCAGCAGCAACAGCAGCAGCAGAUGCGGGAGUACCAACAGCAACAGCAGCAGCAGCCACAACAAUCUGCCGGUGCACCUGCCGAAUUGGGCCACUGUGCCAUGCCGGAACAGCCUGCAACAGGCCCAUGUGACAUUAAUGCAGCAAUUGCUGCUGACAGAGAAGAUCCUUUACACAGGGAUACAUUAGCUUCAAGCCCAAUUUUUCUUCCCAACCCACUAACCACAAUGGCAGUACACGUUGCAUCGAAAGUAGUACAUGCAUAUUCUACUGCUAAAGAUGCAUUUUAUUCUCUCCAAGCAAAGCCUGUUGAUGGUGUAAUUCAACAAGGACACUCUAAUAUGGCAAACAAUUCUGCCUGGUCUCCGUCUAUUGGUUGUGAGAAGCAUGCUACUAAUGUGAACAGCAACAGAAAUGGUACUGGUGUUGAUGAGUCAACCUGUGUUACUUGUCUAAUUGGCAACUGUUCAAAACACUCUGACCAAACAGAUUCAAGUAAAACCCCAGAAGCUACUGAAAACAAUGGACAGAAGCAAUGGCCAAAACCUCACUUUCAGCGUGAACUUCAGUCACCUAUGAUCAAACUGAUUGAGAUGGGAUUUGCUAAUCGAGAUCUAAACCAGACCUUGUUGGAUAAACACAACAAUGAUGUGCAGAAAGUAGUGCAAGAGAUUCUCAAUACUGAAGAUUUAAAUAAUUGGUCGACCAAGCGUCAUUGAUAGCCUCUUAUCUUUUAUUGUCUUCUAUUUGCUGUUUUAUAUAUAUAUAUAUAUAUUUUUUUUUUAAUGAAACUUGUCUUAACUUAUAUAUUCUUAUAUGUAUGUGUGUGUGUGUGUGUAUAUGUUCAUGUAUAUAUAUAUAUAUAUGCGAAUGUAUGUGUGUAUAUGUAUAUACAUGUGUAUAUAUAUGUGAAUGUGUGUCUGUGUGUAUAUGUAUAUACAUGUGUAUAUAUAUGUGAAUGUGUGUCUGUGUGUAUAUGUAUAUACAUGUAUAUAUAUAUAUAAUGUGAAUUUUUGUGUGUUUAUAUGUAUAUACAUGUGAAUUUUUGUGUGUAUAUAUAUAUGUAUAUGCAUAUUAUGUGAAUGUAUGUAUUAUGUAUAUAUGUGUGUAU
Octopus bimaculoides (California two-spot octopus) is the source of this 1893-nucleotide messenger RNA. RefSeq names its product next to BRCA1 gene 1 protein. Gene Ontology annotation, biological process: macroautophagy. NCBI's taxonomy places the organism in Eukaryota, Metazoa, Mollusca, Cephalopoda, Octopoda, Octopodidae. Gene Ontology annotation, cellular component: phagophore assembly site. Gene Ontology annotation, molecular function: zinc ion binding; ubiquitin binding. The record is from RefSeq and is a predicted model, not a curated record.